This is a messenger RNA of Haplochromis burtoni (Burton's mouthbrooder), 2627 nucleotides long. RefSeq names its product coiled-coil domain containing 149a (gene ccdc149a). The record is from RefSeq and is a predicted model, not a curated record. NCBI's taxonomy places the organism in Eukaryota, Metazoa, Chordata, Actinopteri, Cichliformes, Cichlidae. The transcript is spliced from 13 exons. Bases 257 to 1984 code for a protein of 575 amino acids.
UCUCAAAUCUCUUAUAUAUAUAUAACUCGAAUCGUUCUUAUAAAAUCGUUUUAGAACUUCAUUGUAUAAAAUUGUCCAAAACUGAAUUUCUUCAAAUAUAAUAUUAUUUUCACAGACGUACCGGAAGUCGUUUCCAUGUUUUGUCUUUCUGCGUAACUUGACAGCGGAGGCUAAGAAAGUGACGUUGCAGGAUAAACAAACGGAUGAGGAGAGGGGGGCUGGUGUGUCGUGACAUUUUUGCAAAAUAUUACGAAUAAUGCAGUCUUCCAAGAGGAGUGAGAGUGACUGGCAGGGGCUAGUCAGCGAGUUCUUGGUGUGUAAGCGGAAGUUGGAGAGUAAGAAGGAAGCCCUCCUCAUCCUGUCCAAAGAGCUGGACACCUGUCAGCAGGAAAGAGACCAGUACAAGCUGAUGGCCAACCAGCUGAGAGAACGCCACCAGGGACUCAAGAAGAAGUACAGGGAACUCAUUGAUGGUGACCCCUCUUUGCCACCUGAAAAACGCAAUCAAGUGAACCUGGCUCAGCUGCUGAGGGACUCAAGGGAACGAACAAAACAGCUUGCCGAGGAGGUGAAGGAGCUCACUCAGAGGCUUGCAGAGGCCCAGGGGGAUAACAAGCUCCUGAGGAUGACCAUUACUCGACAGAGGCUGGGGGAUGAAGAGGUCGGGGUGCGUCACUUCCCCGCCCAUGAGCGUGAGGAUCUGGUUUGCAAGCUAGAGAGAGCUGGGCUACAGAUGGAGGAGAUGGAGAACAACAUGAAAGCACUGACAGACGAGCUCCAGGACGUGAAGGCUGAACGCACUGUGUUCAGAGAGAAGGCGGAGCGACUAAAUAUGGAGCUGAAUCAUAUUUUGGGGAACCACGAGGCUCGCAUCAUUGAUGUGGACGCCCUGUGCAUGGAAAACAAGUAUUUACAUGACCGUUUAAAUCAACUGCAAGAGGAGGUGAACCUGCUGAAGUCAAACAUCAUGAAGUACAAGACAGCCCUGGAGAGGAGGAAAAACUCCAGCACAUAUGGGAAAUCAAAUAACAGUCCUCUUACUGGAGUCCUCUCAGCCAAACAAGUUCAAGAGAUGCUUCUGGAAGAGCAGGGCUGCAGUCUACCAGCCACGCCUCAGUCCAUCUCCGACCUCAAGUCUCUCGCCACUGCUCUCCUGGAGACGAUCCAUGAGAAGAAUUUGGUCAUCCAGCACCAGAGACACAGCAACAGGAUCUUGGGAAAUAGAGUUGCAGAUUUGGAAAGGAAGCUGAAGACCUUGGAGGUUUCAGGAUUAUGGAGUCUUCCAGGCUUGACCUACCACGUAUCUGUGGGAAUUGGGAGGACAAGAGACAGUAUCACACUAAAUGAGAACCUUCAGCCAGAGCUCCGUCCUACACGUGUCACGUCUCAGCCAAACAUGCAGCCCAGAGUGCAUCCACCCAAAGUUCUUUUAGACGACAGAAGUUCACAUGAAUCAUCUUGGGAGUGCCACACCGCUGGCGCUGACCUUGGCACAGAUGGUGUCAGCAGGGAAGACGCACCUGCACUGCACAGCAGCCUGGAGACUCUUGACAGGGUGGAGACGAAUGGGAUUGACAGAAGGGGGGGGGAGCUGGUGACCCUUACAGAAGAUGCAGGCGUAGAGCUGGAGGAGGGGCGGAGCCCUGUGGAAGAGGCAGGGCAUGAGAUAGAAGGAGUUGAUGAUGAUGAAGAGCUGGGUUCCACGGUGGAGGAAGGAGAGGAAGCAGCUCUGGCGCUGGAUGUCCCACAAACUGAAUCAGACCUUCGGUGGCUUUCAAUUAAACAAGCUUCUGUCAGUCAUUCGGAGGUGGGUCAGCGGCCCUGUGAAUCCCAGAACAGUGAGUCCGAUAAUGUACCUGAACAUGAAGAAGCCUCUGUGUCAGCUCCAGAGAGCCAGGCUGCAGAGGUGUCGAGUACAAGAGAGUGGGACGUUCAGUGUCCCUCUGCACAGAGUGACUCCUGUCAUAGUGACAACUUGGCAUGAUCCAACCGAGAAGCUUAUUUAAAUCCUCGUCCUUGUCGUCGUUAUUGAUGAUUGCAUUAAUCAUCCACUGUUGCAUUCCCACAACACAGCCAGUGCUCACGAGCUGUCUUCUCCACCGCUUUAGUCAAUAAAAGAGAGAGAAAGCACUUUUUCAGCCACCACUGACAAAGCUCGAAGUGCACUUUGUAUCCAGACAAGCUUGUUGCUGCACAGGAACAGAAAAUCUUCAAAUCGAUGGAGUUGCAAACUUCAUGCCCUGCAGGAAGAAUUUAGCUAGGAAAAUAACAAAUAUGGCAACAUGCGUUCCUAUGCCCCAUAUUUCCUUCUUCCUUUCCCCUGCGAUAAGAUAAUCCCACUUGUUUGCUUUCUUCUUCCUAAGGGAUGUCAAUAAACUGAAUGCUGCAUUUUUUGUCACUCUUAGAUGAGUUCAAAUUCUCAUACCAAAACUUGUAAUGAAUGUGUACAUAAUUGUGAAUUAUUUAAUCUUAAUACCGGAGAUUCUAUUGAUGUCUGUUCAGCAUUAUGGGUGAAUCUUAUUAAUGAGUCCAUUUUUAUUUUUCCAUAUUUAACAGUUGAUUUUUGAACUACACUACAUGUGCCUUAAAUGUGGAACUCGCUGAUAUUUAUAAAUGUAUAAACCUGC